Pelagomonas calceolata is the source of this 1496-nucleotide messenger RNA. The record is from the annotation of a GenBank genome assembly. NCBI's taxonomy places the organism in Eukaryota, Pelagophyceae, Pelagomonadales, Pelagomonadaceae.
CGAUUAUCGGACGCGAGAGCUGAAUGCGAAGCUGGGCAACAUACCACCUUCCUGGGACGCCUGUAAGUGCGGAGCAUUCUUCGGGCUCGCCGUUCAAGCCACCAGCCCCCCCGAGGUUCGAAACCGCAGUCGAUACAAGUGGCAGCCUGCUGCCUCCAUAGCCAGAGCAGUAAGACGAUGGCCGACCGGCCUAACACACCGGUGCCCACGAUGGCUGACAUAGAAAAUCCGAUUGAAGACGCGCAGUCCUCUGGAGAGCAGGCCGUCGACCUCGAAGCGAUUGAACAGCAGGCCGUCGCCGCGGCGGCCGCCAAGCUGACGCGCCCCACGACGCGCCUCGCCAACGACGUGCUCCUACUCAUCGCGACGCGCGGGACGGCCAGAGACCUGGGCAAGGCCCAGGUCGUGAGCCGCGGUUGGCAGGCGGCCGCGCGCCGCGAGGUGACUCUGCGGACGGCCGGCCGCGUCCUGAACGUCUUCGCGGAGAAGCCCGCCUACCUGCGGAGUAUAGAAAUACUGGACGACGUCGUCGGGCCAAGACAGGAGGGCAGCUGGCGGGAUAGGUGGCCGGAGUUGCAGUAUGCCAAGUUCCUAAGGGUCGACGAAUCCUUGGCCUUGCACGACCGCGAAACGGUGCUCCAGUUGUUUCGAGCCAAUAUUCACGUCGUCGACAGUGCACAAAUCACACUUUUGCUUCUCCACGCCAUCGAGCGGGCGUCGCGUCGAUGGCGUGGCAGACGGUUCUCUGACCGCGUGACUUGGCCAGCACGGCCGCGUCAUCGCCGCGAAAUGAUUUGGUGAAGAGUUAUCGUACACACCCGACUCACUGGUUGAUUUACGCGCAGGUCAUCGAAGCCGAGCUCGCCAAGAUCCGCGAGUCCAUCGACUGGAAAGUGGAAUCGGGCUGGCCGCGGACGCUGGCCGAGGACUAUACGCUAAUCAUGACGCAUUUCAAGGCGGCGCUGGGCGACAGCGUGAGCGAGGCGUCGCGGGACUUCGCCGCGGCGGUGCAUUUGCUGAGAGAUGCGUUGACGCUGCGGGCGCCGCUCGAGGCCGUGGCGCCCGACGCGUACACGGACCUCGACGGCACCUACGGGAUGAAGACGAACGAUGGCGCUUGGGCCGCGCUGACGCCGGACGCCGCGCCGGGCGUCUCCUUCGUGACGCACGCGCCCCUCGAGGCGAGCGCGCACCCCCGCUGCCUCUCGGACGCGGGCUUUUCCGCCGCGGUGGUCCUCAACACCGGGAUCGACUACGCGCCGAUGGACUCGGACAUCGUGCGCUUCCGGUCGCGGGGCCGGGCGGGCGGCAAGCACCGGUCCCUCGUGCGCACCGCGGCGACGCCGUCGGAGCGGCAAUACGACCUACCGCCGCUGUCGCGCGUCACCCUGGAGCGCAUCGACGAGGCCGGGAGCUGGACGGAGUUCGGAAGGAUGCCGCACCGGCGGCUGUAUACGGUCGUCGUGGAGUUCUUGGCGUAAGGGAUUUGUAGUGUA